AUGAGCGACAUUUCCAAAACGCCGGUUGUUGAGACGACUUCUGAGAACCGGGAGGAGUUCUUGGCUAGUUUCAGUUCACAAGAGGAGAAACAUAUCCGACGCAAGGUUGACAAGCGUUUCCUUUUGCUAAUUGGUUUGAUGUACAUGGUUAAGCAAAUUGACGUGAACAACGUCUCCAGCAUCAAAGUCCUGCAGGUUGGAGAGCAGUCCAACAUUCUCAAUGAAUUGAAUAUGUCUGCUGACCAGUAUAACUGGGUAUCCUCGGUAUACACGAUUGGGUAUAUUAUCUUCGAAACACCGAGUAAUCUCCUGCUAAAGAAGAUGACUCCAAGGCUAUGGCAGACGAGAAUUUUCUUCACCUGGGGGAUUGUUCUAGCGUGUCAGGCAGCUGUACAAAACCGCCAGGGCUUGCUCGCCCUGCGCUUCCUACUCGCAGUCCUUGAGACCGGGUCCUAUCCAGGAAUCUUAACACAGCUCAACUCGUGGUAUCCGAGCGACGAAAUGGCCACUCCGGUUGUGUGGCUAUUAGCUAAUGGAGAAGGGUAUAGGGUAUUCAUCAUUGAGGGUGUCAUCACCGUUCUCUUCUCGGGUGUUAUAUUUCUCGUGCUCCCCGAUUACCCCAAAUCUCCGAGGAGUAACAAAUGGCUCAGCCCACGCGAACAAGAAUUCAUUGAGGCUCGGCUGGGUGACCGUGCUCCUAAAACAGCCGAUCCGGCCUUCAGCAAAAAGGAGAUUCUCGCUGCUCUCCGAUCACCCAUUCAAUGGUCUUUUACAUUCUCCCAAAUGCUCAUUAACCUCGGAAUGUACGCGCUUCAGUGGUAUCUCCCAACCCUCACCACCAGUUUCGGCUUUACAAAACUACCGGCCAACCAGUUACUCAACAUUCCACCGGCUGCCACGGGCAUCAUUGGUGUAGUACUGGGCGCGUUGAUCCUGCGACACGCUAGUUUUUCAAAACCAAUCCAGCUAUUGGUGUACAAUGUGGGGAUGAUCAUCGCCUUCAUCCUUUUCUUCGUCGUUUCCGCCACACCCGGUCUAUACGUUGCAUGCAUGUUAGGCACCUUCUUCGUAAAUAUUUAUUACAUUCCCUUUAUCUCGUGGCGCUCGGCUACUAUGAAAGGGGCCACGGGAACAGCCUUCGCUUGGGGUUUACAGAAUUCCAUCGGCCAGCUUGGUGGUGUUAUUGGACCACAGCUGUUCCAGUCUAAGUGGGCAUAUAACAGAUAUAAAAACAGUUUCGGUAUUGCUCUAGCGGGGGUCGUUGCUGCCAUAGGGAGCAAUCUUAUCUGUUGGUGGCGGACCAACAAGCAGGAAAAAGAGGAGUUAGAGGCUUCAUCUCGGCCGUGA
Penicillium hordei is the source of this 1347-nucleotide messenger RNA. RefSeq lists its product as uncharacterized. The record is from RefSeq and is a predicted model, not a curated record. Gene Ontology annotation, cellular component: membrane. Gene Ontology annotation, molecular function: transmembrane transporter activity. NCBI's taxonomy places the organism in Eukaryota, Fungi, Ascomycota, Eurotiomycetes, Eurotiales, Aspergillaceae. The coding region runs from base 1 to 1347 and encodes 448 amino acids. The transcript is spliced from 5 exons. Gene Ontology annotation, biological process: transmembrane transport.